ACAUAUUUUUAAAAUCCUCUUGACGAUGGUAACACGAAGAGUGCGCAGCUACUAAAUCGGAUAACGUGGCAUGAAAAAUAACCACAAAUUAUUUAAUCAUUUCUUGCAUUAGUAUAUGAUCCGUUAUGGAAAAAUAGAAGAAAAAAUUAAACAAACAAACAUGGCGGUAUAUUUGUUGCUGUGUGUGUGGUCAGUGUUGACUGUGGAGACUGUGGCGUUUAAGCCGACCAUUGGUCAAGGAGAUGACCCAUCGAUGUACACCCAUGAAAGUAUAACACUGGAAGGGGUCGAUAGGGCGGCUGCACAUUUCCUUACAUCAAAUGGCAUUCUGAACACCACAAAGACAAACCCUCAAGAAAUUGUCAAAGAAUUUUUCGGAUCAGAUACCAAAAGCUACGGGGAUUACAACCAGAGAGUUCAUGAGUUUUCAAAAGCCGUAAUGAAUGUCCAUAGGACAUUUCAUACCAAUCCGGAUUACACUGUCAACUCUGAGCGAAUACGUGAAGCUGAAAGUCUUGUAACUACCACAAGGCUAGAUAUUGCUUCUAUUCUGUCUCGGACGUUGAACGAUACAUCGUUAAAACUGCUGGUGAAUAAAGUGGGGAAAUGUCUGAUGAUUAUACAGUCAUUCUACAGCAACACGAACUGGAUUGAGAUGAUGGUGAAUGGUGGAGAGUCUUUCUUAAGUUUCGGAACCCUCACCUCCACCGGUAUGGUGGUUGCCGCAUCAGGAACAGACACAUGCCGCAACUGUGACGACAGCAUCGCUCAUCGCUGUAGCCAAAACCUGUUGGUCCAUGAUCGUUUGACAAGUGGAUACCUGUCUGGUCAGCAGUUCUAUCCGAAACCAUCAGCUCACCCAGGCGCUACGGAGGGCAAAUGCAGUCACGGGGGAGUGAACGACCACGGAAGGAACACUGCGGCAACUGGUGGGAUCAACAAGGAAACUCCUGAUUGGAAUUGGUCCCCACAUGCACAUCUGCAUAACAUAUCCGGUCAGACAGCGGUCAGAGCGACGGAAGCAUUCUUCAUGGACGCAACAUCAGGUUUACUAAGAGGUAUUGACCAUGCAAAGGUGAAGGAAAUAUUUAAAUUGAAGAAGAAAGCAACACACGUCUCAAUGGGAUUUGUUAUCGAUGUCACCGGAUCAAUGGCUAACGAUAUCAGGUCGGUGAAAGAUUCGAUGAUUGGCAAGGUGUCCGCAGCUAUCGGGACUGACAACGAACCAACCAAAUAUGUUUUGUCAACUUUCAACGACCCUGGAAGCCUGACCACAGUUGCCGCAACAGCGGAUGGAAAAGAGAUGAUACGAUGGAUAGAGAAUUUGACUGUGGAUGGAGGAGAUGACUGUCCAGAAUAUGCAAUCUCCGGACUACUGGCUGCUAUUGAUGCGUGUGUUCCAAAUUCAGUUAUCUACCUUGCCAGCGAUGCAGAUGCUAAAGAUGAAAAUAUGACUAACAUCGCAAUACAAAGGGCGAAUGCAAAACAUAUCAAACUGGAGUUUAUUUUGACCGGAAGUUGUGGUUUAAGUCGACGUCGCAGAGAAAUACAACUACGACAAAAGAGAGGUCUCUCAGCCUUUAAAAAUCUUGCUGCAGGCACCGGAGGGAGUGUGUAUCACAUCGACCAUAGUGAAGUUACCGCAGACACUGCAUCGGGUUCGCUUAGAGAUAUUGAUCAAGCAACUGAGAAGAACAUAUUCAAAUUGAAGAAAAUUGCAAGGCGACAAGUAUCUUUCGGAUAUGUCAUCGACGUUUCAGCAUAUAUGGCUGAUGAUAUCAGGAGAAUAAAGGAUGCAUUAAUCACCAAAGUGUCUACAGUUAUAGGGACUGUCAACGAACCAACCAACUAUGUAUUGUCGACUUUCAGCGAUCCUGCAAACCUCACCAAAGUUGUCACUACAACAGAUGGAAAUGAGAUGGUACGGAUGGUAUCUCAACUGACUCCGGAAGGGGGAGGAGACUGUCCAGACUAUGUCAUGUCCGGAAUACAGGCUGCUAUUAAGGCAUGUUAUCCAUACUCAAUUAUCUACGUUGCCACGGAUGGCGAUGCCAAAGAUGAAAAUAUGACCGAUAUUGUAAUACGCGAGGCGAUUGCAAAACACAUCCGAGUGGAAUUAGUUCUGACAGCAACCUGUAGUAGUUCAGGUCAACGUCGCAGAGAAAUGCAGAUGCGACAUAAAAGAGGUCUCUCAGCCUUCGAAAGUCUUGCUGCAGGCACCGGAGGGAGUGUGUAUCACAUAGACCAUAGUGAGGUUACCGCAGUUCUCGAUCACGUCCUGGAAAAAGAUUUUCCAUCCUCUGAAGCAAUCAUCGACUACUUUGUCCAGACAACGUCAGAUAACGACACGAUGGAUGUCACAGUAGACAGUGAGGCAGCCGUCCUCGUCAUCACAAUCACAGGACCAUACAGCUUAUCGCAAGCGGCUCUGUCAUUUCCAAAUGGGACAAUGCAAGCAUUCCCGACGAAACUAGCUACGCAAUACUACUCAAGUCACACAAUAACUAUGUCAAUACAGAGACCUUCUCCUGGAAUUUGGAAAUUGACCCGGAUUAAGAACAGUUCCUGGAAAGUUAAUGUUACCGCCUCCACAUACAUGGAUAUCGACAGCCAACUGAAGGAAACAGAUGAAUAUGGAAUAUCUUAUGUGGUGGAUCGUAACCCUAUUAUGGGUAAAAACUACACUCUAGAAGUCCUUGCCUAUAACCUGAACGCGACGUCGACGUCCUUCUCUCUGCAUCUUUUAGACGAACAGGGCACUGACUUAUUUAGCCGGCCCGUGCAUAUCACAUUCGGUUCUUCGAAAAUAACUGGAUAUAUAUCUAUAACGAUUCCAUCGAAGAAUUUCUACGUGCAGCUAAGCGGUAUCGAUCAAAAUGGCUUCAACUUCAAAAGAAUGUCUAGAAAAUUGAUAAAACCUGUGGGCGUGGACUUAUUCGUACAACCAAUAUUCGGGAACCUUGACGUUGGGAUUGCACAGAACAUUACGUAUACUCUGAGUAACCUGGGCGCCACCACACAGACCUAUACCGUCAGUAUCGACGAUGACAAAAGCAGACUUCAGAGUCCAACAUCUCGACAGCACACAUUGCUUGCUGGAAAUUCUACAGGUGGACGUUUCCAGAUGACGAGUUCCGUUGAAUUGGAAUAUGUAACAUACACUGUGAGUGUAAAACUGCCUGGCUCUACAACUGCCCUCCAAUCUUCAACAUCUACAGCCAUGUUUGCUGGAGCCGUCUGUUCAUCCUUCGUGGCUAAGAAGUGCAGACAAGCUUACACCGGCACUAACUGCUCGCUGUAUGCAUGGGCUGCUACAGCCGUGUUUUCAUUCGAUGUUUCGACAUACGUCAACGUCGCAAACGUUUCGAUGACCAUCGACUCAAAAGAUAGAAAACGUUUACAUGUGAGUGGGACUUGCUGUCAAGACAACUUCACUGUCAAUGCUAAACCGUCAGCCGGAAGUGGAUGUAAUACUUCUCAGCGCGUAAUCGCAUUAGACCAAGAAGCGGAUGUUGUUGAUGAGAUUACAGACCAAGGAUCUGGCGAAACAAAUCACAAUGAAACUGAACCACGCAAAAGUCCAACUCGGACCUCAGGUUCUAACACUUGGCUUAUUGUUGGCGUCGUGAUCGGAUCUGCAGCUGUCAUCGUGGUCAUUGCCACUGGAGCAAUUAAAUUGAUAGCUAAUGUUGGGAAGAAAAGAAAAUCAAAGAUCAACGAUUCCCUGGAGCAAAACGACUAUCCUACACGUCAGGAUAAUGCUAACAAACCACAGUUCAAUCAAAAUGCACUGGAUUAUUAAAAUGUUCAAAUAAAUCAAAAUGAUUAGUUUGCGGAAAAUGUAUCUUGCUUGGUUUUGCGUCUGAGGUUGACAAAACAUAUAUAUACUAUAUACUUGACAAUAUUAUAUAAAUAUGUGCGACUUCCUAAAAUAUUGUACACUUGUAUCUCCAUCAGCCGACAUUAUAUAAUAAUGUACAACUUCCUAAAAUAUUGUGUUUUUACGGGUGUUUCCAUCAAUAGAUAUUAAACGUCGCAUUUGAAGCAGAAAACAAGAUCGCAAAAAAAUCAACUUCGGGCGUAUAUACAGAUAAGCAAUAACAGUUCAUAAUAACGAGAUAUUAGAUUUUAGGAAAAAAUGUAGAAUUAAUUGUAUUGUGGCGUGUUGAUUUUUUGUGUUUAUAUGCUGUAUUAAUAGCUAGAACUUGUAGCGAUAUAACAUGUUUUCUGUAAGUGGGAUCAAUACCAAUAUUAAUUGUAUAUAAUUAAACAUUGACAUACUAUUUAAAUAGAAUUAAAUCUGCUCUAAAUAAACUAUCCCUUUAUUGGUGAUAUGCUAGGUACAUGUACUUCGGAUUGUGUGCUAAGGAGCUCCCUUUGAGCAUUUAUAUUUUGUAGCAAAACUAUUUUUGUUCUUUACGGAAAAACAUAUCAGUAUCAAUUCUAUACAAUAUGAUAAUGAAAUACUUUUAGAGAAAAAUUGAAAUUGAUUUUUUUUUCUGGAUGAAUUUUCUACGUAACUGAUGUUUUGGCUUAUUAUAUUAUGCUGGCUGUUAUGGCGGCAGUUUAAUCAGUUGUAAUUAUUGUUUAAUCAACGAGAGCUAUACCAAAAGCAGUUCUACAUUAAGAAGCUAUGACGCACGACGGAGGUUGACUUUUAUUUGUAACAAUGAGACCAACUUUUGUGAUUGUUGUGACAAAGAAAUUAGUACUUUGCUUUUUUAUAUGUUGGUUUUAAGCUAUUAAAUUACGUCGCAGUAGUACAUGUACAUGUUUUGUGAAUGAUUAUUGAAAUAAAAGUGACUU
Messenger RNA from Mizuhopecten yessoensis (Yesso scallop), 4806 nucleotides. RefSeq lists its product as uncharacterized. The record is from RefSeq and is a predicted model, not a curated record. The coding region runs from base 116 to 3802 and encodes 1228 amino acids. Lineage: Eukaryota; Metazoa; Mollusca; Bivalvia; Pectinida; Pectinidae. The transcript is spliced from 24 exons.